AUGGGACGUAGUGACACUCGAGUUUAUGUGGGUAAUUUGCCCCCAGAUUGCCGUGAGAAGGACCUCGAAGACAUUUUCGCGAAAUAUGGGAAGGUUCGAUUCGUCGACAUCAAAAGCGGGCGUGGUGGAUCUUUCGCUUUCGUAGAAUUCGAUGAUGCACGCGAUGCCGAAGAUGCAGUCCGUGGUCGCGAUGGCUACGAUUUCGAUGGAUCCCGUAUUCGUGUUGAAUUCACUCGCGGUAAUGGACCACGUCCAGGAGGUGGUGGAGGUCAACGCGGAGGAUUCGGUGGCCGUGGUGGUGGCUUUGGUGGCUACAGCAACCGAGGAGGCGGCUAUGGAGGAGGUUACGGAGGAGGAGGAGGCUAUAGCGGUGGCGGUAAUCGUGGAGGUGGCGCUCCAUCUCGCCGUACGAACUAUCGUGUCAUCGUCGAAGGGCUUCCGGCAACGGGCUCUUGGCAAGAUCUCAAGGAUCAUAUGCGUGAGGCAGGAGAAGUUUGCUAUGCGGAUGUUUCUCGCGACGGUACUGGCACAGUUGAAUUCCUUCGCCUUGAUGACAUGAAAUAUGCACUAAAAAAGCUGGAUGAUACCAAAUUCCGUUCGCACGAGGGCGAGACAGGAUACAUUCGUGUACGUGAAGACACCAGUAGUGGAGGAGGAGGGGGAGGCAGCCGCGGUCGCUCACGAUCGCGCAGCCCUCGCGGCCGAGAUUCGCCAAAGUAUAGCCCACGUGGUUCGCGUUCGCACAGUCGCUCGGCAUCGCGAUCACCAUCACGUUCAAAGUCUCGCAGUUCCUCGCGUGAUUGA
Molecule: messenger RNA, 804 nt
Organism: Cooperia oncophora
Lineage: Eukaryota; Metazoa; Nematoda; Chromadorea; Rhabditida; Trichostrongylidae
Source: the annotation of a GenBank genome assembly